Messenger RNA from Adineta ricciae, 387 nucleotides. Lineage: Eukaryota; Metazoa; Rotifera; Eurotatoria; Adinetida; Adinetidae. The record is from the annotation of a GenBank genome assembly.
AUGAUCACCACAACAAGAUUAUUGGUCAUUUUCGUUGUUUUGAGUAUCUUAAUACAACACAGUUGGAGUUUUGUAUGCUACAAUCAGAAGAAUCUGACAACAUCAGAUACAGCCCCCGUAACUAGACAGAACAAAGCUUGCGCUACUUUGAUUGCCAUCUGCGAUGGUGUAGUUUAUGGUGCUGAUUGUCUUGGUCUGUCUUCCAGAGAGAAAUGUGGUACGACACUCUAUUUUCCGUGGCCUAAUGGUCCCUCAAGCUGCUCAGCUACAUAUAAAUGUUGUUAUGCUGAUCUAUGCAACACAUAUAACGCAUCUAAAGCCAAUUCCUUUCAUUCCGGUAUAAUGAUUCCUAUAUGGUUUCUGAUCUUCACACAAUUAAUUUUUUAA